Molecule: messenger RNA, 516 nt
Organism: Meloidogyne enterolobii
Lineage: Eukaryota; Metazoa; Nematoda; Chromadorea; Rhabditida; Meloidogynidae
Source: the annotation of a GenBank genome assembly
AUGGGGGUGACCCCGUUCGUUACACACGAACGGGGGUCGUGCGUAAAUUUAAUUAAAAAUUUUUUAAAGGCUCUAUAUUCUCUCUCUUCUGCCGAUUUAUCAUUAGGAGGAGAACCUUGUAAUAUUUCUCUUAAAUGGGAGGCACGGCAACAAUUUAAAGAAGAAAAUGAAGAAGAAAAUAAUUUUAAUAAUAAUAAUAGAGGUAAAGCACUUGUUUCUUUGGAUUUUGAAGCAAAAACACGUCAAGUACAGUUUGCAUUGAAGGAAAUGGCUGAUUUACCUAAAGAUGCGACUUUGGGACUUCCUGAUCCAUAUGCAAAAAUUUAUGCAUUAAUUAAUGGAACUAAACGAAUAGCAAAACACAAAACUCGUGUUCAAAAAAGAACAUUAACACCUUUAUUUAAACAAGAUGAUUGGUUAAAUUUUGUAUUGCCUGAAAGUGUUGGGAUUGGAAGUGAUGGAAUACCUAAAGGGUUGUCUUUCCAAGUUGUUUUGUUUAAUCAUGAUGGUGAGUAG